AUGGGUCUACUCAGAGGCGGGUCCCCAUGUGCUCGAGUCAUGGCGCGCCUGGGCGCCGUGCGCUCCCAUUACUGCGCACUGCUGCUGGCUGCGGCGCUGGCGGUCUGUGCCUUCUACUAUCUUGGCUCGGGUCGGGAGACCUUCUCCAGCGCCACCAAGAGGCUGAAGGAGGCCCGCGCUGGGGCCCCUGUCGCGCCCUCGCCGUUCGCGCCCGAGGUGGCACGGAGCUCCGCGGCGCCGGCCCCGGGCGCCAAAGCCAAAAGCCUGGAGGGCGGGGGGACCGGGCCGGUGGAUUACCACCUGCUGAUGAUGUUCACCAAGGCGGAGCACAACGCCGCACUGCAGGCCAAGGCCCGCAUCGCGCUGCGAUCGCUGCUGCGCCUCGCCAAGUUCGAGGCGCACGAGGUGCUUAAUCUGCACUUCGUGAGCGAAGAAGCCAGCCGAGAGGUGGCCAAGGCCCUGCUGAGGGAGCUACUGCCGCCAGCCGCCGGCUUUAAGUGCAAGGUCAUCUUCCAUGAUGUUGCUGUGCUGACAGACAAGCUCUUCCCGGUCGUGGCAGCCAUGCAGAAGCACUUCAGCGCUGGCUCAGGGACAUAUUACAGCGACUCCAUCUUCUUCCUCUCGGUGGCCAUGCAUCAGAUCAUGCCCAAAGAGAUCCUGAGGAUCAUUCAGUUGGACCUAGACCUCAAGUAUAAGACCAACAUCCGGGAGUUGUUUGAGGAGUUCGACAAUUUCCUACCAAGCGCCGUCAUUGGCAUAGCCAGAGAGAUGCAACCGGUGUACAGGCACACGUUCUGGCAGUUUCGCCAUGAGAACCCCAAGACCCGGGUUGGGGGCCCUCCUCCUGAGGGGCUUCCUGGCUUCAACAGCGGGGUGAUGUUGCUGCACCUGGAAGCCAUGCGCCAGUCCCCACUCUACAGCCGCCUGCUGGAGCCGGCGUGGGUACAGCAGCUCACCGACAAGUACCACUUCCGCGGCCACCUCGGGGACCAGGACUUCUUUACCAUGAUUGGCAUGGAGCACCCCGAACUCUUCCACGUGCUAGACUGUACCUGGAACCGUCAGCUUUGCACCUGGUGGAGGGACCAUGGCUACAGUGACGUCUUCGAGGACUACUUCCGGUGUGAGGGUCACGUCAAGAUCUAUCACGGGAACUGCAACACUCCUAUCCCAGAGGACUAG
Messenger RNA from Chrysochloris asiatica (Cape golden mole), 1182 nucleotides. RefSeq names its product xyloside xylosyltransferase 1 (gene XXYLT1). Lineage: Eukaryota; Metazoa; Chordata; Mammalia; Afrosoricida; Chrysochloridae. The record is from RefSeq and is a predicted model, not a curated record. Gene Ontology annotation, molecular function: UDP-xylosyltransferase activity. Bases 1 to 1182 code for a protein of 393 amino acids. The transcript is spliced from 4 exons.